Messenger RNA from Ficedula albicollis (Collared flycatcher), 1500 nucleotides. RefSeq names its product zinc finger DHHC-type containing 16 (gene ZDHHC16). The transcript has 10 exons. Lineage: Eukaryota; Metazoa; Chordata; Aves; Passeriformes; Muscicapidae. The record is from RefSeq and is a predicted model, not a curated record. Gene Ontology annotation, molecular function: palmitoyltransferase activity. Gene Ontology annotation, cellular component: Golgi apparatus. Bases 1 to 1128 code for a protein of 375 amino acids. Gene Ontology annotation, biological process: protein palmitoylation.
AUGAGGAGCCGGCAGCGGAUGUUUGCCGCGGUGAUGCGCCUGCUCCUCAAGUGCCUGCGGCUGGGGCGGCGGCGGCGGUUCAGGCUGGUGCGGCAGGUGGAGCAGCUGUGGCACUACGGGCACCUCUGCCUCCGCUCCCUGCUCUACAACUCCUUCACCAACGGCGAUGUGGUGCUUGACUCUCUCUUCGAGCCCGUCUACUGGCUGGUGGACCACGUCACCCGGUGGUUUGGUGUGGUGUUUGUGGCACUGGUAAUUGGGCUGACGAGCUCUAUUGUGGCCAUCGUGUACAUCUGCCUGCUGCCCCUCAUCCUGCAGACCUACACGCCUGCCUGGAUAUGCUGGCACCUCACCUAUGGACACUGGAACCUCAUCAUGAUUGUCUUCCACUACUACAUGGCUAUCACCACUUCACCUGGGCACCCACCACAGGCCAAGAACGACCUCACUGGUGUGUCCAUCUGCAGGAAAUGCAUUGCCCCUAAGCCAGCUCGCACCCACCACUGCAGCAUCUGCAACAGGUGUGUGCUGAAGAUGGACCACCACUGCCCCUGGCUAAACAACUGUGUGGGACACUACAACCACCGCUACUUCUUCUCCUUCUGCUUGUUCAUGACCAUGGGCUGCAUUUACUGCAGCAUCAGCGGCUGGGAGAUGUUCCGCGAUGCCUACGCAGCCAUUGAGAGAAUGAAACUGCUUGAGAAGGAGAGACUGCAGGUGGCUGCCAACCAGACAUACUACCAGACCCCACCACCCACCUUCUCCUUCCGCCAGCGAGCUUUCCACAAGAGCGUGGUCUACCUCUGGGUCCUGUGCAGCUCGGUUGCACUGGCACUGGGUGCCCUCACGCUGUGGCACGCUGCCCUCAUUACCCGCGGGGAAACGAGCAUCGAACGGCACAUCAACAGGAAGGAGAGGCAGAGACUGCAGAAGAAAGGCAAGGUCUUCAGGAACCCCUACAGUUACGGCAGCUGGGAUAACUGGAAGGUGUUCCUGGGUGUGGAUGUGCCAAGGCACUGGCUCACCCGUGUCCUGCUGCCCUCUCCUCACCUGCCCCAUGGGACAGGCCUGAGCUGGGACCUGCCUCCCUGUGUGACGGAGCAACAUGCACCACUGCUGGCAAUCUGAGGCCCUGUGCUCUGGACAUCCCUUCCCACAGGGGAGCGCACGGAGGAGCUGCUCUGCCACGGCAGCUUCCUUUGGCCAAAGUGCCUGGCAGGAGGCUGGCACAUAUCACUGACUGGAGCCAGAGCCAUGGGGAGCUCUAUGGACUGUGCUGGUGCCUGGACACCUGCCCUCUUGGCUCUUGGUGGCUGCAGGCAGCCCAGGGGCAAGGUGGCAGAGCUGCUGCUCCCUGCUCCAGCUGACGGUGCUGCCCUCAUUAGCACAGGUACAGGCCAGCAGUGGCCCAGCUCAGCUCUCUGAAGGGCUGGGCACAGAGGAUUGCAGCCCCAUCCCCCAAGUGUUCCCCAGGGAGUCUUUUUAAGACCAUCUACUAAA